GGGCCGGACCUUCCCCCGGACCGGACCUUCCCCCGCGCCCGCCGCAGGGCAUGGGCGCCGCGGCUCCGUGCUGCGCUGCCGCGCCCCGGCCCCAUGAGUCCUUGCCGGAGCAAGUGAGUGCGGGAGGUGCCCGGGCGGGCGCCGGCGGCCCGGCCUCGGGAGGGAGGAUGUGGUGAGAGGAUGGGGCUGUGUCCCGCGGGGGCUCGCCAUGGCCAGGGAGGACUCGGUGAAGUGCCUGCGCUGCCUGCUCUACGCCCUCAACCUGCUCUUCUGGUUGAUGUCCAUCAGCGUAUUAGGUGUUUCUGCUUGGCUGAGAGACUACUUGAAUAAUGUUCUCACUUUAACUGCAGAAACAAGGGUGGAGGAGGCUGUCAUUUUGACUUACUUUCCUGUGGUCCACCCGGUUAUGAUUGCAGUCUGCUGUUUCCUCAUCAUAGUUGGAAUGCUGGGGUACUGUGGAACGGUAAAAAGAAAUCUGUUGCUCCUUGUCUGGUAUUUUGGAAGCUUGCUUGUAAUAUUCUGCAUUGAACUGGCCUGUGGUGUUUGGACCUACGAGCAGGAAAUAACGGUUCCAGUGCAGUGGUCCGAUAUGAUCACACUGAAAGCCAGGAUGACCAAUUAUGGCCUACCUAGGUACCAGUGGCUGACCCAUGCUUGGAAUUUCUUCCAGAGGGAGUUUAAAUGUUGUGGCGUGGUGUACUUCACAGACUGGCUAGAAAUGACAGAAUUGGACUGGCCGCCUGACUCCUGUUGUGUCAGAGAAUUCCCAGGAUGCUCUAAGCAGGCACAUCAUGAGGAUCUCAGUGACCUUUAUCAGGAGGGAUGCGGUAAAAAAAUGUACACUUUUUUGAGAGGGACGAAGCAAUUGCAAGUGCUGAGAUUUCUAGGAAUCUCUAUUGGAGUAACGCAGAUCCUGGCUAUGAUCCUCACUGUUACUUUGCUAUGGGCUCUGUACUAUGACAGAAGAGAUCCCAGAGCAGAUCAGAUCAUGGCACUGAAGAGUGAUACCUCGCAGGAGCUGUCAUGUCAUUCCAUGGAGCUACUGAAACCAAGCCUGACCAGGAUCUUUGAACAUACAUCCAUGGCAAACAGCUUCAAUACACACUUUGAAAUGGAAGAGCUAUAAGUGAUGCAAUGAAUCUGUGAAGUCACAGAGGAUUUUAAUUGUUUUGUUGUUAAUUUUGUUCUGUUCAUCAAAUAUGCCAAAUAUAUGUCUUCUUAUGCAUCAGAAGCCAGUUAAUGAAUGGAAGUGAAGGAGACCAGCAAAGAGAGAUGAGCCUCUCAUCAGCCUCGGAGCCAUGGCCUCAGCCGUGAAACAGUUGAUUUGGGGGGUUGUUUUAUAAAAGGCACCCAUUCAGUUGGACACAGUAAUACUCUACUUAUUGUCACAAGCUGUGUGAAGUGUAAAACACUGACUCAUUCACAGGUAGACUGAACCUGUAGGGAAGCAUGAUGGGAAGGGAAGAGGAAA
Corvus hawaiiensis (hawaiian crow) is the source of this 1471-nucleotide messenger RNA. RefSeq names its product tetraspanin 12 (gene TSPAN12). Gene Ontology annotation, cellular component: membrane. Bases 209 to 1126 code for a protein of 305 amino acids. The transcript is spliced from 8 exons. The record is from RefSeq and is a predicted model, not a curated record. NCBI's taxonomy places the organism in Eukaryota, Metazoa, Chordata, Aves, Passeriformes, Corvidae.